Pisolithus orientalis is the source of this 994-nucleotide messenger RNA. RefSeq lists its product as uncharacterized. The coding region runs from base 161 to 940 and encodes 259 amino acids. The record is from RefSeq and is a predicted model, not a curated record. NCBI's taxonomy places the organism in Eukaryota, Fungi, Basidiomycota, Agaricomycetes, Boletales, Pisolithaceae. The transcript has 9 exons.
CUCAUACUGACAAAAGAAUUUUAGGGCAAGUACAGCGGUCGUACACAGCACCCUCAUUACCCUCACGGUGGUUAAGUAUUUCUCUAUCGUCUGGGGGGGAGGUGCCAGAAGGAACGCCAUAUCAAAACUUACACUCGACGGAGCUGUCACCUAUCUCGUCAUGGCGGGUAAGGCUAUCCGUGAUGUCUACUACCACAGUGGUUGGGAUUGUGUGUCGACUCUGGAGAAUGAAGUCCGCUUCAUAUGGCCAAUGAGGGCAGGGUGUACCUUCAAAUGGUUAUACCUGUUCUUGCGGUACAUACCGUUGUUUGCACAAAUGCGAUCGCACAUGGUGUCUGGAAGCACACUUUACACUCUAUGCAAAAGCUGGCACAUGUCUAUGAUUGGUUUGGUGCUUUUCACAAGUAUUGCAGUAGAAUUCAUCUUGGCUUUCAGAGUUUAUGCUCUGUUCGGGCGGCAACUUUGGGUGACGCUCUUGCUCGGUUGUUUGAUUUCGGCGGAAGCCUCGUGUGCUUUUCUCACCCUGCUGUCGCGGUACCUUCUGGAUUGUGAUGAAGAGUGUAUACUGUUCCCUAUUUUACCCAUAAGCAAAGUCCAUGGUGUGUUCUCACUGAUCACAGAGAGCGCCCUGAUUACCAUGACUCUACUGAAGCGUUAUGCCAUAGUCAGAGCAGGGUUUUCAAAACUCCCGGUUGUGACGAUGCUCACUCGAGACGGGACCCUUGCGUACUUAUUGAUGCUUGCAUUACUUGGUUGUUCGUUCGUGAUCGUCAAGUUGGUGGGCUGGCCGCCACUUGUUAUGUUCUUCCGUCUCAUCUUAAACAUGGCGCAAUUGUCGAUACCGAGGGGGACUGAGUAUACUGACGGAGGCAUCCUGCUUACGAGCCAUAUCGAUAUUGGCCUCGAGAGCGAGUCGACAAGGCAGUCUCGAUCCGACUAAACCCACGCAUUGCCAGCUGUAGCGAUAAUUAUGUAUCAUCUUAUCGUAAGGAAG